Messenger RNA from Macrobrachium nipponense, 2724 nucleotides. Its product is annotated as SET and MYND domain-containing protein 4-like. The transcript has 14 exons. The coding region runs from base 378 to 2438 and encodes 686 amino acids. Gene Ontology annotation, molecular function: histone deacetylase binding. NCBI's taxonomy places the organism in Eukaryota, Metazoa, Arthropoda, Malacostraca, Decapoda, Palaemonidae. The record is from RefSeq and is a predicted model, not a curated record. Gene Ontology annotation, cellular component: nucleus; cytoplasm.
AAGAAUACUUUACACCAUAAGACAAAGUUAUCGUUACGAAGUUGAAAGCGCGUUUCAUUUUGGAUGGAUUUGGGAAAGAUGAAAGCGGCAAAGGGGCUGUGUAAUAGAUGAAGAUCAUUGCGAGUACUUCUUUGCAUUUAUAUUCGGUCGUGUGCCGGAGGCUCCACGUGCCGCCCAGAAGGUAAACUAAUUCGAGAAGGAGGGGAAGGUUUCUCGAACCACGUUUUCUCGAAGCGAGCCCGCCAGCUCUUGUCCGGAUAAGUGGGGGAACCGGGGACACAUGUAGUACUAGUGAUGCUCCUGUGAAGUGGACGAGGACGAGCUGAGCCUUCGCUUGUUUUAUGUGGUGUAGCUGGACUUGACGAAAUAGCGGCAAGAUGAUGGAAGGACGGGAAGAACCGGGCCUGGGGGCCAGCGAGGAUGAAAUCCAGCGCUACCUCCACAGCAUGUGCUCGGACGCGACGCUGUUCGAUCGCAAAACGGGCUUCUUCACUCAUUUCAUCGAGCAAAUCGAUGCUCAGGUGUCCGAUGCUUUUUUCAAGAAAUUCGGCAGCUUGCAGACCGACGAGGCAAGAAUUCUGGACACGUGGGCCAUCAAGCCAGUGCACACGUUGAAAAUCGCAAGCAUGUACAAGGAAAAGUCUAGCGGCCAAGCGGAGUAUUUCCGCACCAAGGGAAACAGGUCAUUUCAGGAUAAAGACGACAAGGAGUCGUUGGUUAUGUAUAGUAGGGCUAUCAUGCAGGCCCCUUGUAAUUCAGAGGAAUGUUUAUCAUUAAGUUAUGCGAACAGAUCAGCUGUGCUGUUUCAUCUGGGGAGGUUUCAGCUUUGUCUUAAUGAUAUUGAGUUGGCCAUAGAAGCUGGCUAUCCCUCCAAUUUAAUGUACAAGAUAUUGGAUCGUAGGGGGCAGUGCCUUGUGAAGCUGGGGAAAUACAGCCAGGCUAAGGAAGCCUUCCACGCAGCUGACAGUGCCCUCUCCGAUUCUACUUUAGAAGAGAAGAAAAUGGCGUCGUGGAAGAAAGACUUAGCGAAAAAGGCACAAGAGUGCCAAGGCAAAACUGACAAAGAAACUGCAGUUAAAACUCAAGAAGCAGACGACUCUUUGUUCGCGGGCAAAAACCCGAUCAUUCCAAAUGCUUCAGUCGCUGUGGGAAUCGAGGAAUCUAAGGAAGCUGGUCGUUAUGCGGUAGUGACGAGACCUGUGGGAUCGGGGCAAGUCUUGUUCUCUGAGAAACCCUACGCGUUUGUGCCGCAUCAUGAGAGAACCGGAACUCACUGUCAACACUGCGCGUCAAGAUUAGUAGCUCCCGUUGCUUGCAAGUGGUGCUCAGCUAUCGCUUUCUGCAGCAAGCAAUGUCGCGACGAGGCCCUCGAGUCUUACCACAGAUGGGAGUGCAAAUUUGGGGAACUUCUGAGAGGGUCCGGGAUGUCUCUGAACUCUAGCCUCGCCCUGAGACUGAUAACGCUGCAGGACCUGGAAUUCUUCAAAGAGCUGAAACCACGUCUGCAGGAACCGGCCAGGAUUCCCUCGGAGAAGAACCCCCAUCGACCAGAUGAUUACGUUUCCAUCUACAACAUGGUGGCCUUACCCGAGAAGAGGUCUCCUGAAGACUUCCUCGAAAGGUCUUUGAUGGCCUGCGUCCUCGUGAAAGCCCUUCAGAGAAUGCACUUCUUCGGGAGAUGGGAUGAGGAAAGCCCUCCUGACAAGGAACUGACUGAAGACGAAGUCUUCAUUGGUGGUCUACUGCUUCGCCACCUCCAGAUUUUACAGUUCAACUCCCAUGAGGUGACUGGAGUUGGCUUUGCUAAGGACAAAGUAAACUUCAAAGAGGCUAAGAAUUUAAAUCUCGGUCUCGCCUUGUAUCCAACUAUCUCGUUCUGCAAUCAUUCGUGCUAUCCUGCAGUGGCCAGGUUUUUCAAGGGCACCAAGAUGGUCGUGUUGAAUCUGCGUCCCCUGAAGGCUGGUGAAGUUGUGGCUGAGAACUACGGCCCUAUCUUCACUCACCAUGAAUUACAGCAACGUCAGCGCAAGCUUCUCUCGCGAUACUGGUUCACGUGUGAAUGCGAGGCCUGCAAAAGCGACUGGCCAAUCUAUCAGAAAAUGGCCUUAAAGCGCAAAUUCCGGUGCCAGACUUGUUCAGCGGGAUUCGGCAUCACCGACCCUUCCAAAACCCAGUUCAAGUGCCCCGGGUGCAACACGCAGGUCAAUGUCAAGGAUAUGCUGAACAUCAUCUCCAAAGCGGAGGAAUCUUACCUGUUGGGAAAGAUGCACCUGGAGCAAUCCAACAGAGAAGAAGCCAUCAAAUCAUUUCUAUCGUACGCAGACUCCGUCACCAAGUACACCGUGCCUCCUGUGAAGGAGCUUCAUCUCGCUCUGGAGCACCUCAGAUUACUCUUAGCAGCGAGAGGAACCAUCCAGAUUCGAAAUCCGCUGAAUUAAACCGAUAUAGGCGGCCUCCGGGCGAUUCACCACACUUUUUAAGCAUCUCUGUCAGUUUCAGAUGCCCAGGAGGAUCAAACAACAUUUAGAAUGAAACACCAAAACCUGUCCUCCUGAACUGGGAGAGAACAAGACUCAGAUCAGUUGCUUUCUUUCCAGACAAACAAACCCGGUGGAUGUGUCUGGUUUUCAUUCUAGUUUAUUUGGCAUUUCUAUCUUUGUUGAAUUCGAUUUUUGUUUGUUUGUGACUUUCGUACUCUUACAAUAAAAGUGUUAUUGAUUCUUA